This is a messenger RNA of Pocillopora damicornis (cauliflower coral), 1520 nucleotides long. Its product is annotated as arsenite methyltransferase-like. NCBI's taxonomy places the organism in Eukaryota, Metazoa, Cnidaria, Anthozoa, Scleractinia, Pocilloporidae. Gene Ontology annotation, molecular function: methyltransferase activity. The record is from RefSeq and is a predicted model, not a curated record.
UAACACCUUGAAGAGGUCUUUCUCUCACGUGAAAAAGUUCUGCCAGAAAUGAGCUCUGAAGGUGUAGAUAAGGUUAAAGAAAGUGUAAAGGUCUACUAUGGCAAAACCCUCAAGUCUUCUGAUGAUCUUCAGUCGAAUGCCUGUAAACUAGGUGGAAAACAAAUGUCAGACGCCGUGGAGAACGCUUUGAAACUUGUCCAUGAGGAGGUAUCGAGCAAGUUUUAUGGGUGCGGUUUAGUGGCCCCAGAGGCAAUUGACGGCUUGUAUAUCCUGGAUCUUGGAAGUGGAUCGGGACAAGAUUGUUUUGUACUCAGUAAACUGGUUGGUGAACACGGCCAUGUUACUGGAGUAGACAUGACCAAAGAACAGGUGGACAUUGCCAACAAGUACGUAGAAUACCAUGCUCACCAGUUUGGAUAUUCUAAGCCAAACACUGAUUUUAAACUUGGUGAAAUGGAGCGACUGUCUGAUGUAGGAAUACAGGACGAGACUAUGGACAUAAUAAUUUCAAACUGUGUUGUAAACCUAACUGCAGACAAGAGAGUUGUUCUUAAAGAAGCUUACAGAGUUCUUAAGGAUGGAGGCGAGGUAUACUUCAGUGAUGUUUACACCGAUACAGAACUGCCUGAGGAAGUCAGAAGAGACGAAGUGCUUUGGGGUGAAGGUGUUGGAGGAGCUCUUCACUGGAAGGAGUUGAUUAAGCUGUGCAAGGAAGUUGGUUUCUCAGGGCCAUAUUUGGUUACUGCCAGACCUUUCGUGGUUGAACCACAUCUUAGACAACCUCUUGGUAAUGCACAGUUUGUGGCGGCCACUUAUCGCUUGUUCAAGGUCCUUAACAGCAGUGAGACAGUUGCUUCUAGAGUAACAUACAAAGGAACUAUAGAGGACAACCCAAACGAACUCAAGUUGAGUGUUCAUAACACCUUUACGAGGACAACCAAGGCUGUUUCUACUGAAGUAGCAGGUGUCCUCAGGGCAUCCCGUUUCUCGAAGCAUUUCGAAUUCCAACCGCUAGAGCCUGGAACCACAGCUCCCGUUGAUGACGUGUACAUUGACGCGGAUCCUUUUGCCUACUGUGUGUCAAACAAAGUGGCGCCAGGAGCAUCUUGCCCCAAACUGGCUAAACUGGAAAGUUGAACAGAGAAACGGCUUGUUACCCAAAAUGUAGGAAGAAGGUUUCAAGGCGCCAUUUUGAGCAUUCUGUAAAACCAUUUUGAGACAGACUUAGUCUAGCUAGUUUGAACCUUCGUUGUCAUAGUGAACAGGGAUGCUAUAAUGUUAUUUAAUUAUCACCUAGUCAGUUACUUUGGAAUUCAUAUUCACUGUUUUGAACUUGAAGUUGAGCUUUUAUACCGUUGACUGAGCUCUUACUUGAAAUGCUUUCAAAUUAUCUUUUUCUUUUUGUAAUAUUUUAAUAAGGUUUUUGAUCUCUCACUUAGAGUUGUAACGAUAUGUGUCGAUAAAUACAGGACUAAGGGAAGCCAUGCAGAACAAUUAAUAAACACCCUUAUAAGUGUAAA